Molecule: messenger RNA, 1350 nt
Organism: Aspergillus novofumigatus IBT 16806
Lineage: Eukaryota; Fungi; Ascomycota; Eurotiomycetes; Eurotiales; Aspergillaceae
Exons: 2
Source: RefSeq, a predicted model, not a curated record
AUUAAAACACUACUCAUUCACAAAACCAUGUGUUCUCUUGAUAACUUCCUUAGAACUUUCCGGACAAGGAGUCACAGGCAUGAUAGAAAACGUCGCCAGCUGCGCAUCUGAGACUGCUGACAUCCAAUAGCCUGCAGGAUGUUUAUUUCUCUUACCUAGGGCGCCGAGCUUUGCUUGAAUCCCACGCACACUCUGGAUCAUAAAUUGUGAUAAAUUCUCACUCUCCCAAGUGUUGACCCUGACCGAGCUGAUUGCGUUCCCUAAACAAAGGAUUCUUAGGCAAUCCAUCCAGACUGACACUCAUCUUUCUCGUCCGUGGUAAAACCAGACGGCCAGGAAAUGGACUUCCUGGGCCUGCAUACCUUUCGCCAGGAGCUUCCUUCUCACCAGGAGGCCCGCAGGCGUCCCGAGCCCACCAGCGUCGUUCCGCAGCUCACUCCCAAUGAGGAUCUUGAAAGGCUGCUCCGGCGCCACCGUCCUGCCAUCUCGACGAUCGAGUUUGGCAUGAACUACGGCGCGGAGUGGGCGACACAGCACUUUGCCGCCAAGCUUGCAGAGCUCUGGAGGAAGGCGGAAAUGUUCGGACAUAUCUUUGCGAAUACUCCCGACCCUGUCAGAGACGGACAGCUGCCCGUUCGUAUCAGACAAUACCUCAAUCGUGUCUCGCACAGCAUCCUGAUGCCCCGCCUGCUCGCAAGCCCUACCACCAGGUGGGCCCUGCUUUCCAGAGCGAUCAACGAGUGGCUGCUUGACUGGGUUCUGAACGAGACGGUGGUACAGGGAUUUGACCUCGUUUUGGACGCCGAGUAUCAACUGCUGAAGCACCACCUCCUUCGCGACCUUGAGCCCUUCGUGCGAAAGGUCGUUCUAAACGCCAUGGUGAAAACCGUCUGCGAGAUUCUGUGCAAGCCCGGAUUCAAAGAAUUCUACCUGGAAAAGCACCGUUGGUAUGUGGAGAAGCUGUGGCGGUACGUUGGACGUCUUGUCCCAGACAUACCUGAGUACCAGACCGAGGGCCGCACCAGGAUUGCGCAAAUCAUCGCAAAGGCGCAAGCUCUGUCAGUCGACAUGCUUCUGACUCCUCUGGAGUAUGUGCAUUAUUUCCCGGAGUGCGAUGAUGUUUUUGACCCGAUUGAGAUGGUAAAUAUGGAUCCCACCAACGACAGAUCUCCGGGCGAGCUCCUGCGCUUGUGGUUCAGAAUCAAACUAGCCUACACUCCCGUCACAUACAUUCGCGCAAACUUCGAAGAAUCAUCGAACUGCGAGCUUGUCUUCCGGAGUGAGGUGCUGUUGAUGCCCGAGAACAGCGCGGCUCUGAUUCCGGAGUCCUUGAUAUCUAGCCUUAACCAG